This is a messenger RNA of Copidosoma floridanum, 4345 nucleotides long. RefSeq lists its product as uncharacterized. Lineage: Eukaryota; Metazoa; Arthropoda; Insecta; Hymenoptera; Encyrtidae. The record is from RefSeq and is a predicted model, not a curated record.
AUGCGUGAGAAAUCGGAGCCAAUUGAAGGUCAGAGCGCAGAGGAAGAGGAGGACACAGGAGGAACAUGUGUUGUAUGGGUGGCGCUGAUUGAUCCACUGGUCACCGUCUCUGGAGCAGAUAAACAAGAUUUUUCGGCCCAACGCCCAACUCCGGAAUUACGCAACGAGUCGACUGUAUCCGCGUGCUCCUUGGCCAAUGAAAUCGGAGAUGCCUUGCAAGAUCCGUCGCAACUCCGAGCGGAUGUUAUCGAAUCCAUCCUCCAAACUCUCAUCCCUUGGACCUCUGAUUUAGCAGAGAACAAAACUUCAGAACGUACGUUUAUUCAACAGGGAAUGGCAUCAAAACUCACGAAACAAAAACCAUCCAGAACAACGAAUUCUGAAAUAUCUUUGACAAAUUCGAAACUGAUUUUAAUGAGCGAUGCUGGGUCUUACAGAACGAGAUCGGGCAUCGGCGGUGGCGGCAACGCUUUUGGAAGGAGUACGCCCACGGGAGGCAGCUUCGGCACUUACAGGAAUAAUUACACCGGCAUCGGAUCGGUUUCCAUGAGGACGACACCGACCAAGGAACGAAGUAUUGGUGUUUCUUACGCAAACAGAGGCACGGAAAAAGAAAGGUCGACCCCAAUCAGUACCAGUGGCAACAAGGUGUCGACCGGCGACUCGCGGCCAACGAGUCGGUGCUCCAGCCGAGCCAGUACCUCGUCCUACCUGGGCAGCUCCAACUCGUACUCGGAGUACGGCAAGGAGCCCCUCGCCUACCGAGGCCUGCGAGCCGCCAGCGUCGAGCCCUGCGGCACAAAGACCGGGGCCUACCGAGUCACCUACAGCCGCACUCCCACUUUCGGCAGAAGCGCCAAUUCCCCAAGUGCGGUCGAGUCCAUCUCGUCUGGCUCUUCGGCGACCCUACCGAGGUACACUGGCUCGUCGACAAGCGCGCGCUACUCCCUGCCCGCGCGAAGCAAUCCCGAGCGGCUGACCACCAGCAUCGGCUACGCAGGACCGGAAAAUUUUCACAGCCCCGUCGCCAAGGCACCCGCCUCUCCGGCUCCUCCCCCUCAUGACGACAUUCCCAGCAAAGCCCAGCAGCAGCGAGAUGAGAGCCCGAGCGAGGGGAAAAAGGAUGAUUAUAACAGCAAUGGACAACACAACGGCAACGAGGAUGAUGACGUGAUGGUGAUAUGUGUGGUGAUGCGGGGCACGUCGCCGACCCCACCGCCCGCGCUGACCGCCUUUACGAGGACCCGGAGACUCGAGCCCAUACCAAAGCCCGUGAGGCGGGAGGUGCGCAGGUCCGAGUACAGCAAGAAGAUCGUCCAGGAGCAGGAACAGCAGACCGAGCGCUCGGACGACUCGUCGACCUGCCGGGAGUCGAGGUACUCGAGGUACAGCGGCGCCAACAGCAGAGUGCCCUGGGUCUCGUCGUACCUGGAAAAAUUCACGGGCAGUCCCUCGAGCGGCCCCUGCGCCGCCUCCCCACCGCGUGCCAGUCUCGGGAACCGUGGCUACGGCUACUCGUCCAAGGACAGCAGCUCCUCGAGGUCGACUCCCUCGUCGACCCACGAGCAACACGGGGACCAGCAGCAGCGCAGCCGGAGCAGCUCGAGCUCGGGCCCAUCGAGAGCCAGUGCCAGCCGUGCCCCGUCGCCCAAGGUGGCCAGCCAAAGUGAGGGCAGGUCGUCGUCGAGCCGCGAGAGGUCACCGAGGGUCCCCGAGGGCCAAGAUCGGGGGGAGUCCUUGAGUCGAGCCUCGGACACUAGUGGCAGCUGCGCUUCCGCGAGCAGCAAACCCGGCAGCGUGUCGAGGAGUGGAUCCCUCAAGUCCGCCGUCGGCGUGCCAACUGGUGGCUCUCUCAGAUCGGCCGGUGGCAAGCUUGCGUCGUCGUCGUCAUCAUCGUCGUCUUCGGCCAACAACAGCGGCAGUGGUGGCGCAGCGCCGGUGACCAAAAUAAAAUCGGCCGGUACCACCACCAGCAGCAGUAGCAACGUUAGCAGCUGCGGCACGAGCAGUGGCCUGCCGUCGUCGAUUUCGGGUGGCAAGUGCGGCGCCAGCCUCAUCCCGGCUGGACCAGCGUCAGUGGGCUCGCGCCAAGCCGCGCCGUCGGACGCCCGCAAGCCCCCGGUGCCCAAGAUCCCCGAGAUGGUCGGGAAGAACACGGUGACAGUGGCCACGGCCAACAACAGCUCGGGCAAGUACGUCAACAAGGACUUCCGCAAGUCCGCCCUGAACAUGGAAAACGGUGAUCCCUCGAGGUCCCAGGUGGCCGAGCGCAAGCAGCACAAAAAGUGCCAGAGGAGCGUGUCGGCGAGCUCGCAGGACUCCCAGUCCGAGGCGUCGAUCAGGUCGUCCAACAGAUCGUCGCCCUCCCCGACCAAGUCUACCCCCCGAGCGCCCUCGUCCUCACCGUCCAACAAAUCGUCCAAGGGCGACCAGAAGAGUUCGGGGAUCGACGUGCGGAGGAGAAGCACCUGCUCGCAGUCCCCCUCGCCGGGCAAGAACAAACUGACCAGGUCGCCUGUCUCUACGUCCGAGUGCAGCUCUUCCGAGUCGUCCAACGACAACAGCGAAGAGGAGGGGGAGGAGAUCGGAGAGUCCAAACCAGGAGUGAAGAGGGCGAGAAGCCGGGCUCAGGUGAGCAGGUGUUCGUCGAGGACGAGCGUCCUGGCGUCCUCGGCGGACGAGUUGUCGGCGGACAGUAGGCCGCCAAAGCCACCCCCGAGUCCGCGCGCGUCGGGAAACAAGAGUAGCGGUGGCAGCCAAGAGGAGACCAAGUCGUUCCUCGCGAGGGCCUUGGGCCCCGUGGCCGGUCUGUUCAAGAGCCAGGAGAGCGGCCCGGAGAUCGAAAACGGUGGCUGGGCGGACGUGGGCAGCGAGGAGCACUCCGACUCGGGCAGGAACAACGGCUCCAGGGGUCCAGGCAGUGCCGAGAGGAAGCGGAGCGCGAGGUAUCAGUCGUCCGAGGAGAAGCCGUGGUGGCUGGAUCCGAACUCGGACAACGUGCCCGAGGGCGUUGACAAACAUCCCAACGACGACGUCAGCCAGGACACGACCGUCAGCACGACCCUCCCCGACGACGGGAAUUUCAAGUUCAAAGUCUGGCGACAGGAGUCGGGGGAGCGCGCCUGGUGGCUGGACGACAACGACGAUAACAACAACAUUCCCGAGGACGAGCCGUCGAUCGGCUGCCCAAACAACAGCAGCGGCCGCAAGGGCUCGUCGCGGUGCUCCUCCAAGAGCCAAAGAGCCGAGCGCGCCAACCGGCUGAGGCACCAGCAGUCGGGCGAGCGGGCCUGGUGGAUGACCGACGACCCGGACAACGUGCCCGAGGGCGUGGAAGUCAUCCCCGUCUCCUCGUCCGCUCGGGAGGAGCCCGCUGGCGAGGUGCCGAUCGGCAAGCGGAUCCGGCACAUCGAGUCCGGCGAGGAGCCCUGGUGGAUGAUGGACGACGCCUCCUCGGCUCCCGAUGGCGUGCGGCUACUACCUCCCGAGCCGGCCAGCACCUCCGACUCGUCCGAGUCGUUCGAGCGCCUCGAGAUCGGACUACCUACCACCGACCUCCUCGCUAGAUUCCCCGUUGAGGACCAGCCGCUCGGCCACCGCGCCAGUCCCGAAGGGAUCGAGAGCCCGCCAGAGCCGCCGGACCGUAGCUCGCCGUACGACAACGUGUCGAGCGAGGCGGUGCCGUCGCCGCGUCAGACGCCGCCGAGGAGAUCGGCACCGCGCAAGAGGCCGGCCAACCUGCCGCUGUUCAUCGGCGCCCACACGAACAUCGACGAUCUGUUGGGCAACGAGGACGACCUCAGCCGUACCACCGACCCGUCGAGCGCCGGUAGCACCAAGAGACAGCAGCGAGAUGUGCCGGACAGGGUGAAAAAGGACGAGGAGGUGUGCGAGGAGAUAGACGCAACGCAAGUGAUUAUUCACGACAGCACGCCCCAGACGCCGGUCAUCAAGCGAAGACACAGGGACGGUGACUGGCCACAACCCGACGGCUACAUUCCGCUCGACGACACGGCCCUACAGCUGUACAAGGACGGCGAUUACGGGGCUUACCUGGACCUCGAGGCGUCCAUCAGCGAGCAGCAGGAGGAGUUCGAGGGCUUCCAGACCAACCGAAAGAACUCCAUCGUUCUCAGGACCCAGCUAUCCGUUCGAGUUCACACCAUCAUAGAAAAAUUGCUGAACAGCGAGGGCCGCGAGCUGCGACGGGCUCUCUUCUCCCUCAAGCAGAUCUUUCAGGAGGACAAGGAUCUGGUUCACGAGUUCGUGCAGAAUGACGGACUGGCGUGUCUCAUCAAGGUCGGCAGCGAGGCCGACCAGAAUUACCAAAAUUACAUACUACGCG